AUGAUGGAGCCGGGGCCCCCACAGUCGGCGGCCCCAGCACUGAGGCGAGCCCGGGCCGGCGGGGGCGCCUCCUCCUGGCUGCUGGAUGUCCCCAGCUGGUUGCUCGGCUACGGAUUCCUCUACCUGGUGCUCUACGCCCAGGUAUCCCAAUCCAAGCCGUGCGACAGGAGCUCCUCCUGCUUCUCAGGUCGCUGUGUCAACGCCACCUGCCUCUGCGACCAGGGCUGGGUGGGGGACCAGUGCCAGCACUGCCAGGGCAGGUUCAAGUUAACAGAGCCCUCUGGAUAUUUAACAGAUGGACCAAUUAACUACAAAUAUAAAACUAAAUGUACAUGGCUAAUUGAAGGCUAUCCAAAUGCUGUCCUAAGAUUAAGAUUCAAUCAUUUUGCUACAGAAUGUAGUUGGGACCACAUGUAUGUUUAUGAUGGAGAUUCAAUAUAUGCACCUUUAAUAGCUGUACUUAGUGGUCUGAUAGUCCCUGAAGUACGGGGAAAUGAAACUGUACCUGAAGUUGUUACGACAUCCGGAUAUGCACUGCUUCACUUUUUUAGUGAUGCUGCCUAUAAUCUAACUGGUUUCAAUAUUUUUUAUUCAAUUAAUUCUUGUCCUAACAAUUGCUCUGGGCAUGGGAAAUGUACAACCAGUGUUUCCAUUCCGAGUCGCGUAUAUUGUGAAUGUGACAAAUAUUGGAAAGGUGAAGCAUGUGAUAUCCCUUACUGUAAAGCUAAUUGUGGCAGUCCAGAUCAUGGGUACUGUGAUCUAACAGGAGAAAAAUUAUGUGUCUGCAAUGAUAGCUGGCAAGGGCCUGAUUGUUCUUUGAAUGUACCUUCCACGGAGUCCUAUUGGAUCCUUCCAAAUGUAAAACCAUUCAGUCCUUCUGUCGGUCGGGCUUCACAUAAGGCAGUUUUAUAUGGAAAAUUUAUGUGGGUGAUUGGUGGAUAUACUUUUAACUACAGUUCUUUUCAAAUGGUCUUAAAUUACAAUUUAGAAAGCAGCAUAUGGAAUGUGGCGCCUCUAUCAAGGGGACCUCUCCAAAGAUAUGGACACUCUCUUGCUUUAUAUCAGGAAAAUAUCUUCAUGUAUGGAGGCAAAAUUGAAACAAAUAAUGGCAAUGUCACAGAUGAAUUGUGGGUUUUCAACAUACAUAGUCAGUCAUGGAGUACAAAAACCCCCACUGUUCUUGGACACGGUCAGCAGUAUGCUGUGGAGGGACACUCAGCACAUAUUAUGGAGCUGGAUAGUAGAGAUGUUGUCAUGAUCAUAAUUUUUGGAUACUCGGCAGUAUAUGGUUAUACAAGCAGCAUACAGGAAUACCAUAUCUUAUCCAAUACCUGGCUUGUUCCAGAAACAAAAGGAGCAAUUGUCCAAGGUGGAUAUGGCCACACAAGUGUGUAUGAUGAAAUGACAAAGUCUAUUUAUGUACAUGGAGGUUAUAAAGCCUUACCAGGCAACAAAUAUGGACUAGUAGAUGACCUUUAUAAAUAUGAAGUUAAUACCAAGAUAUGGACCAUUUUGAAAGAAAGUGGAUUUGCCAGAUAUCUUCAUUCAGCUGUCCUAAUCAAUGGAGCUAUGCUCAUUUUUGGAGGAAACACCCAUAAUGAUACUUCCUUGAGUAAUGGUGCAAAAUGCUUUUCUGCUGAUUUCUUGGCAUAUGACAUAGCUUGUGAUGAAUGGAAAAUUUUACCCAAACCCAAUCUUCAUAGAGAUGUCAACAGAUUCGGGCACUCAGCAGUCGUCGUUAAUGGGUCCAUGUAUAUAUUUGGAGGAUUUUCUAGUGUCCUCCUUAAUGACAUCUUAGUGUAUAAGCCUCCCAAUUGCAAGGCUUUCAGAGAUGAGGAACUCUGUAAAAAUGCUGGUCCAGGGAUAAAAUGUCUUUGGAACAAGAAUCACUGUGAAUCCUGGGAAGCUGGACAUCAUAAUAAUAUUCUGAGAGCAAAAUGCUCCCCCAAAACUGUUGCCACUGAUGACAGAUGUUAUAGAUAUGCAGAUUGUGCCAGCUGUACUGCUAAUACAAAUGGGUGCCAAUGGUGUGAUGACAAAAAGUGCAUUUCAGCCAACAGUAAUUGCAGUAUGUCAGUCAAAAACUUCACCAAAUGUCAUGUCAAAAAUGAACAGAUCUGUAAUAAACUGACCAGCUGUAAAAGUUGUUCAUUAAACCUAAAUUGCCAAUGGGAUCAACGACAGCAAGAAUGCCAGGCUCUACCAGCUCAUCUUUGUGGAGAGGGAUGGAAUCAUAUUGGAGAUGCAUGCCUUCGAAUAAAUUCCAGCAAAGAAAACUAUGAUAAUGCAAAACUUUACUGCUAUAGCCUGAGUGGAAACCUUGCUUCAUUAACAACCUCAAAAGAAGUAGAAUAUGUUUUGGAUGAAAUACAAAAGUACACACAACAGAAAGUAUCUCCUUGGGUAGGACUGCGCAAGAUCAAUAUAUCCUACUGGGGAUGGGAAGACAUGUCUCCUUUCACAAAUACAACUCUACAGUGGCUUCCUGGUGAACCGAAUGACUCUGGAUUCUGUGCAUAUCUAGAAAGGGCUGAGAUAGCAGGCCUGAAAGCUAACCCUUGCACAUCUGUGGCAGAUGGCCUUGUCUGUGAAAAGCCUGUUGUCAGUCCAAACCAAAAUGCAAGGCCAUGUAAAAAGCCAUGUUCCUUAAGGACAACAUGUUCUAACUGCACAAGCAAUGGCAUGGAAUGUAUGUGGUGUAGCAGUACAAAACGAUGUGUUGACUCAAAUGCCUAUAUAAUUUCUUUUCCAUAUGGGCAGUGCCUGGAGUGGCAAACUGCCACUUGUUCCCCCCAGAACUGUUCUGGAUUAAGAACAUGUGGACAGUGUUUAGAACAACCUGGAUGUGGUUGGUGCAAUGAUCCUAGUAACACAGGGAAAGGACAUUGUAUUGAAGGCUCUUCAAGGGGACCCAUGAAACUUGUUGGGAUGCAUACCAGUGAGAUGACCCUUGACACAAAUCUUUGCCCCAAAGAGAAAAAUUAUGAAUGGUCUUUUAUAUAUUGCCCAGCUUGCCAGUGUAAUGGACACAGCACUUGCAUCAAUAAUAAUGUGUGCGAGCAGUGCAAAAAUCUCACUACAGGGAAACAGUGUCAGGACUGUAUGCCAGGAUAUUAUGGAGAUCCUACCAAUGGAGGACAAUGUACAGCUUGUACAUGCAGCGGUCAUGCAAAUAUUUGCCAUAUGCACACAGGAAAAUGUUUCUGUACAACUAAAGGAAUAAAAGGAGAUCAGUGCCAGUUAUGUGAUUCUGAAAAUCGUUAUGUUGGUAACCCACUGAGAGGAACAUGCUACUACAGCCUUUUGAUUGACUACCAGUUUACCUUCAGUUUGUUACAGGAAGAUGAUCGCCAUCAUACAGCCAUAAACUUCAUAGCAAAUCCAGAACAGUCAAACAAAAAUUUGGACAUUUCCAUUAAUGCCUCAAACAACUUUAAUCUCAACAUUACAUGGUCCAUUAGUUCAACAGCUGGAACGAUAUCUGGAGAGGAAAUUCUGCUAAUUUACAGGGUCAAAAUAAAGGAAUUCAGAGACAGUUUUUCCUGUGAAAAAUUUAAUUUCAGAGGCAAUCCUAAUAUUACAUUCUAUGUGUAUGUCAGCAACUUUUCUUGGCCAAUUAAAAUACAGAUUGCAUUCUCACAACACAAUACAAUCAUGGAUCUUGUGCAAUUCUUUGUCACCUUCUUCAGUUGUUUCUUAUCCCUCCUACUGGUAGCUGCUGUUGUCUGGAAGAUCAAACAAACUUGUUGGGCUUCUCGCCGGAGAGAGCAACUACUUCGAGAGCGACAGCAGAUGGCCAGCCGCCCCUUUGCUUCUGUUGACGUAGCUGUGGAAGUCAGAACUGAACAAACAGACUUUCUACGAGGGACAUUAGAGGGUGCACCCAAACCAAUUGCAAUAGAACCAUGUGCAGGGAACAAAGCAGCAGUUCUGACUGUAUUUCUUUGUCUUCCAAGAGGACCAUCAGGUGUCCCACCCCCUGGUCAAUCAGGUCUUGCAAUCGCCAGCGCCCUUAUAGACAUUUCACAGCAGAAGCCGGCCGAUAGUAAAGAUAAAUCUUCGGGAGUCCGAAAUCGCAAACAUCACCUUUCCACACGUCAAGGAACUUGUGUCUGA
This is a messenger RNA of Gracilinanus agilis (Agile Gracile Mouse Opossum), 4116 nucleotides long. RefSeq names its product attractin like 1 (gene ATRNL1). The transcript has 29 exons. The record is from RefSeq and is a predicted model, not a curated record. Gene Ontology annotation, molecular function: protein binding. Lineage: Eukaryota; Metazoa; Chordata; Mammalia; Didelphimorphia; Didelphidae. Bases 1 to 4116 code for a protein of 1371 amino acids. Gene Ontology annotation, cellular component: Golgi apparatus.